AUUUCCGGUUAUUUCAAAUAUGGACUCAUCAACAACGUUUCUCUUUGCUUGAUCUAAAGUUUAGAUCUAAAUCUAGGAUGCUAUGAUUCUGUGACAAAGUCAGCAAAUAGUGUCGGACACAUUUUUAAAUCUGUAUUUUUUUCAAGUCGAUAUUGUUUGUUAAAUUAAAAUGUCUGAUGUUGAGGCAACUGUUGAGGCAGAAGGAUCUCCUGUUCAAAAUGACAACAAGGAAGCAAUUCAGAAGGAGGAAAAAGAGCAGGAUAGCAGUCAAGUUGGAAAAAAUACAAACAUAAAUUCAGAUACCGGGCGUGAACCAAAAAAAGCUAAUAAAGGAAAAAAUAAAGUGACCAAACCGUCUAAAGAAGAAAUUGCACCAGUUCAAGAAGUUGUCGUGGAAACUAAUCCUGAUGCGCUCCCAGAAAAUGUGUUCCCAUUCUUCAUGACAUCAAAAACACAGGAGAUAUAUAACUGUAAAUGUGACGAGGAUGUUACGAUUGAAAACCCAUUCAAAUUUAUUCCAAAAGCUGACAUUCUGGAGGAUAUGAAAAUGCGAGCUGCUGUUUGUGAUUUUCAUGUUCACAAACAACAGAUUAUUGAUUACCCUGGUGAGGACAUUCUGAUCAUGUAUGAUUAUGAAUUUAAACAUGGCCAAAAUUUUGUCAUUGCUUUAACUGAAGAGGCCAAAGAAAUUUUACUAAAGCCACCGGAAGAAGAGAAAUUAGAAGGUGAUGCAGAGGCAAUGGAGCCAGAGGAUGACACUGUGUACCUGUAUGUACCUCCAGAGCCAAAAGAUUGGAUAUCGCUUGGUAGUGAAAAAGAGAUUGAAGAAGGGAAUGUUUAUGAAAAGAGGAGAAAGCUAAGAGUCUCAGUCAAACGGAUUAGGAGAGAAUUUGGAGCUCCAGUUGUUCUGGAAGAUAGGACUCACGCAAAAGAUGCCAAUGUUGACUGUGUAGCAACUGAGGAUGAUACUUAUAAUAUAACACGCCUUGAGUUGGACAAAAGUACACAGGCAGUUUCUGAGCAAGUCACUCAGGGAACACAAACUAACUGGAAAUACCCUAGAAAUGCAAAUACUCAAACUUAUCCUAGAGAGUAUAGUGAAGAAGAGCGAUUGGCUAUUUUUAGCUCAGAUGAAUGUCAUAACUUCAUAAAACAAGCAGCAUACAACUUCCAUGUAGCUCUUCAGCAGAAUGAAAUAAUGAAUGUGUUUUACAAUGACUGGUCAAAUCUUGGAGAAGAUGAAGAUGCUUUUGGAAGUAAGGCUGACAACCAUCUGAAGGAGUAUCAGUCCUUCACAGACCUUCAGUUCAGCAAGGACAAGGUUAUCACUUGCAUCCAGUGGCACCCUGUAAUCAAAGGGGUUGUGGCCACGGCUGUGGCACAUAAACUCUCCUUUGAUGAGAGAGUGGAUAAUGCUGCUAAAGUCAUUAUGGCGCCAUCUUUAAUACUUAUUUGGAGUUUUGCAGACCCAAUUCAUCCACAGCUUAUCCUAGAGGCCCCAGAGGAUAUCUACAGCUUUGCCUUUAACCCUACCAAUCCCAACUACAUUGUUGGUGGCAGUUACAACGGCCAGAUUGUCAUGUGGGACAUCACAUCACAGGCAGAAAGACUCAAGCAACAUCGUGGUAGCAACAGGAACAAAAAGAGAACUGUUCUGCCUGGUUUUGAAGACCCUAAUGCACUGAAAACACCAAUCGUGCGUUACUGUGCAGUAUCCAGUAUUGAGCACAGUCAUAGAUGUCCAGUCACAGAUAUUCUUUGGCUGCCUGACCACAUGCAGGUGACUAAGAUGGGUGUCCCUCAAGAAAACUCCUCCUUGGUGAGCACCCAGCUGAUCAGCUGUGCUACAGACAACAUUCUUUUAUUUUGGGAUGCUAAACCAUCAAAACUGCAUCAAUUACAAGAUGAAGGCACCAAGCAACCAAUGGGAGUCCCUGACACAUUCAGAUAUCUGGAUCUGACUUGGAAGCCUCUUCUUAAAGUGGCGCUGUCUAAAUCUGAACCAGGGGGAGAUCAUGCUCCAACCAAAUUUUCAAUUCAAGAGAGACAAGGAGACAGGUCAACUUUGGGUACAGGAACAGAAUUUAAGGAAGUUGACCUGACCAAAUCAAUGCAGGGAGGUUUCAGCAAGCCCAGUUCUGGUAAAGAGAGAACUCUCCAGGGAGUAAAGACACAUAUAUUUGUUGGAACAGAGGAUGGUGAAGUGGUUUAUGUUGACUGGAUGCCACAGAAGGAUCAAGAUUCUGGAAAAAUCCAAACACCAAAACCUGCCUUCUACCAUUCUGUACAUGAUGGGCCAGUGGUUUCAAUGGAGAGAUCUCCUUUCUACAAAGACAUUCUUCUCAGUGUGGGUGGAUGGACACUAGCUGUUUGGAAGGAGGGAGUUACUACUGGUCCAAUUUUACAUCCAUCUGCGUGUCCAGUUCGGUUGUCUUGUGGCAUCUGGUCACCUACUCGUCCCGGAGUAUUUUUUAUCUCUAAAGUUGACGGCUUCAUCGAUGUCUGGGACAUUUUAGACAAGACCCAUGAGCCAACCCUGACACAGAGUGUUUCUCCAACAUCCAUUACGGUCAUCUAUCCAUACCAGGUUACUUUAAAACAGCAACUGAUUGCUGUUGGUGAUACCUCAGGAACUCUUCAUAUUUUGGAGAUUCCAUGGAGCUUGAGGCACCCAACACCCAAUGAGGUGAACAGUGUAGGUAACUACCUUGAGAGGGAAGUAAAGAGGAGGGCCUUUGUUGAGGAGAGGUGGAACUUUAGAGAAAGAGAGAAGAGAGAUGCUGAAGCUGAGUUCAAGAGAAAAGCUGGAGGGCUUGCAGCAGCAAUGGCCCCUCUAACAGAGGAAGAGUUGGAGCUGAAGCUCAAGCAAGAAUACGAGCAAUACCUUGUAGAAGAGGCAUCCUUUUUAAGACAACUUGGCAUUCUACAGGACGAUGACCCUACUGGUUGAAGAUGACUUGGGACAUUUUAAAAAAAACUGUUUUUAGUAUAGUAUUAUCAAUUUAUUUAAUAAUUACUUCAUUUCUAAAUGCAAGCAAAAGUGCAGCUUUAUAAUGUUGACUUUGACACCUAAUAAUAUGGUUGUUUUAAAAAGUAUGUUGAAUGUAUGUGAUAAGUAAAUAAACAUUUAAAAAUUUAACUCUAGUUGAACCAGGACAUGUUUAUUAUUACAGAUUUGUUCAUGUUAAGGACACACUUAACUUUACUUUCAUAAAAAAACAUGCAACUCAUCAUUCACAAUUUUUCAUUUUUCACUGUAUUUACGAUUAAGUUUAUCAUAUUUAUUAUAAAAGUAUCAAAACAAUAUUGUGAUUACAUUUUAAGUUAUUUAGCAAUUCAUAAUUGUGAUUGGAAUGUAAAUAAUAUAUUUUAUUAUUUAUCUCUCAUUGUUUUUAUUGGCUUGAAGAAUUAAAAU
Physella acuta is the source of this 3415-nucleotide messenger RNA. Its product is annotated as dynein axonemal intermediate chain 3. Gene Ontology annotation, biological process: inner dynein arm assembly; cilium movement involved in cell motility. Gene Ontology annotation, molecular function: dynein heavy chain binding; dynein light chain binding. Gene Ontology annotation, cellular component: inner dynein arm. NCBI's taxonomy places the organism in Eukaryota, Metazoa, Mollusca, Gastropoda, Physidae. The record is from RefSeq and is a predicted model, not a curated record.